This is a messenger RNA of Heterobilharzia americana, 8763 nucleotides long. NCBI's taxonomy places the organism in Eukaryota, Metazoa, Platyhelminthes, Trematoda, Strigeidida, Schistosomatidae. The record is from the annotation of a GenBank genome assembly.
AUGCCGUGGACAUUUCCUGUCGGGUCUAUGCUAGGUGAUAGUCGUUCACUUGUGCUAAGGGUACAUUUACCCAAAGCUGGAAUUACCAAAACAACUGCAUUCGAUGCUCAAAUGACUGUUGGUCAAGCUUGUGAACGUAUUCGAGCACAAGUACGUGAAUCCGAUCAAACAGAUGGCGCUAAAGACUAUGGUUUAUUCCUUCCUCAUGAAGAUAAUAAAAAAGGUCUUUGGUUAGACAAUUCACGUACUUUAGAACAUUAUAUUUUAAGGAAUGGAGAUACAGUAGAAUACAGGUAUCGAUUUCGAUGGCUUUAUAUUCGUACAAUGGAUGGAACUCGAAAGACAUUGAAAGUGGACGAUAGCAAAACAGUAGCAGAAUUAAUGCUGAUGAUAUGCACUAAAAUGGGCAUUUAUAAUUAUGAAGAAUACCUUUUGGCUCGUGAGCGAGAUGAAACAGAUAAAGAGCGUACAAUGACGUUGAAACGAUCAACUGGUCAUACUGGAACGAUGAUGAGAGAUCAAGAGAAAAUGGAGAAAUUAAAGCGUAAACUGCACACAGAUGAUGAUAUGGAAUGGCUUAAUCCAUCUCAGAGUUUAAGGCAACAAGGUGUAGAUGAGAAAGAAGUUCUGCUAUUGAAACGCCGAUAUUUCUUCUCAGAUAUGAAUGUAGAUGCUCGUGAUCCUGUACAACUCAAUUUAUUAUAUGUUCAACUUAAGGAUGCUAUCCUUAAAGGCACUCAUCCAGUUUCUUUGGAAGAAGCUAUCUAUCUAGCUGGUAUACAAUGCCAAGUUCAAUUUGGAAAUUAUGUUGCUGAAAAAUUUAAACCAAAUUUUUUAGAUUUAAAAGAUUUCCUACCUAAAGAAUAUGCAAAAAUACGUAGUUUAGAGCGGAAAAUCUUUCAACAACAUGCUGAAUUUUGUGGUUUAACUGAAGUAGAAGCGAAAGUGAAGUAUUGUCAAUUUUGUCGCUCAUUGAAAACUUAUGGAAUCACAUUCUUUUUAGUUAAGGAAAGAAUUAAAGGUAAAAAUAAACUUAUCCCUCGUUUACUGGGCAUAACAAAGGACAGCGUUGUUCGAUUAGAUGAGAAGACGAAGGAAGUCUUGAAAAUUUGGCCACUUACAUCAAUUUGUAAAUGGGCAGCAUCACCACAUGCAUUCACUAUGGAUUUCGGUGAAUACUCCCCAGAUGAAUAUUAUACAGCACAGACAUCAGAAGGUGAACAAGUCUCUCAACUUAUUGCUGGUUAUAUUGAUAUUAUCUUGAAAAAACAGAAAGCUACUGAUCAUCCUGGUUUACAAGGUGAUGAAGAGUCGGCCAUGUAUGAAGAGAAUGUUCAAGCAGAAAGAGCUACAAUUGUUCAUCAUCAACGUGCUCCUGUUAAAGGCCGAGGUAGAGAUUCACUAGUGAAUGGUGUAGUUGAAAAAUCCUUUGAACAACAGCAGCAACAAAGAAGUGAAUUAUUAUCCAAUCAUCAAAUACACAUUAAUGAUACCUGGUCUACUCACCAGCAAAAUAAUAUUGGUUUAGAUGGAAAUUCUACACUAGUGGAUGGUCAAAGUGUACUGACAACAACAACACGUCAAAUGUCACCAGAUAAUUUUAUGACUGGUGGAACGCAUAUUUUCCACUAUCAAGAAAUGUCACCAGCUCAGCGAUCUCUUUUAGUUACAAUUAAUGAAGAUUUGGAGACUUUACAGGCAGCUAAAGAACAACUAGACAUUGGUCCACCAACUGAACGUCCUCUGUUAGGUGUUGGUAAAGAUGAAGCAUCUAAACGUUGGUUAAGUGAAUCUAUGGGUGCUAGCCAGGCAAAAGUGACAGAUGAAGUUGGCGCCAUGAAUGCUGCUGUUGCUCAAGCUUUACGUUCAGCCAAUCGAGCUGAAUCUGUUGAUGUUAACGUUGUGCAACAUGGUCAGCCAUUAGAUCAAAUACGUGAUCCUGGUGAUGAUUUAAUGAUGAUGCAGCAAUCAUUCCGUGUUGUUACAAUCCACUUUCCCGCAUUCGUUGAUGAUUUAAAGCGUGUUGCUGUGCUUAGACGUGAAUCAGGUGCUUUAAAAGCUGAUCAAACUGGUCAACCAAUUGUUGCUGAACAAACUGAAGAAUCUACUCAAAAUUUACUCUCAGCUGCUCGUCAUGUUGCCGAUGCCUUCACAGAUCUGUUGCAAUCAGCUCGACCAUUAGCUAUGGGACAGUCGCAUGAAGAAAUUUAUCCAACAUCAGAAGAUGGCAAUUAUCAAGUCAAUAAUCGUGUCACUUCAACCACUCAACAAGGUCCUGUAUCUAGUACUUCACGUAAGGCUAUUAUUGAGGCAGCUAGUCGUGUUGGUGCUGCUAGCAAUGAUCUUCUACGUCAUGUUAUGCAUUGCGGAGAUGACGACGAAUCGUUCAACUCAAAUUAUCUUAUCUUAACAGAUGAAGAAAGAAUUUAUCAGGAUCAAUUGUUGGGACUUGCUAAAGCAGUUGCAAAUACCACCGCUGGACUAGUUGUAAAGGCCAAAGUGUUAGCCUCACAAAUUACCUCAGACCCAGAGGCUCAACAACGUGUCAUAGCGUCAGUAACACAAACAGGUUUAUGCACUAGCCAAUUAGUUGCUUGUACUAAAGUUUUAGCACCAACUAUCCACCAACCGACAUGUCAACAACAAUUAAUUGAAGCUGCUCGUGAAGUUACCUGGGCUGUAGACGGUGUAGUUCAAGCAUCUCGUGCUGCUGUUCUCGUUCCAUCAGAUGAUCCACAAAUGGUACAGCAGUCAAUUAUUGAGACAGAAACUGCAGCUACAGAAGUCAGAGAUGCAUUAGAUCAACUUAAUGCACAUUUAAUCAAAGGGUCAUUUAAGGGAUAUCAAGGUGAUGCAUUGAAUAGUUUUCAAACUGCAUAUGAAGAUUUAAAGCAAUACUACACUACAGAUGGUCAACGUAUGGUUGCGUCAGCACGUCGACUUGCACAAGCCACAGCGCUUAUUAUUGCUGAUAUUAAAGCUCAGGCUGAAGAAUCUGGAGAUGAUUCAGACAAACAAAAUCAUUUAUUCCAUGCUGCUAAACAACUUGCAGAUGCUACGACUAAUCUUAUUAGUGCUGCUAAGGCAUGUUCAUCUAAUCCAGACAAUAUACAAUUACAAACAGAAUUACGUGAUACUGCAGAUGAAUUGAAUACACUUGCUUAUUCAGCUGGAGCAGAACAAUUUCAAACACGAUUAGUGUAUAAUUUACAGACUGCUGCUCGUGCUACAGUAACAGGUGCUACACAACUGGUGAAUAUUAGCCAGGCAUCUACGAAGUAUUCUCGUGGUAACAGCUAUCAAUUGCAUAACGAUACAAGGAAUGUGACUAAUCUUAUUCCUAAAACUGUCAUUAAAAUUCGAGAGUCACGCGCUAAUCCAAACGAUCCAAUGACAUUACUUGAAUUAAUUGGUGCCUGUGAACGUUUCAUACAACCAUGCACUGCAAUGGUACGAUCUAGUAAAUCAUUAGCACCAACCCUAUCUGAUCCGGCUAUUCAAGCAGCGUUAGAAAAUUCAAAUAUUCAACUAGCCAGCGCUUUAGAGACAUUGGUCACGUGUUUGAUAAGAGCUGCACCUCUUGCUCGUCAUUUACAAUUAGAUGGCGCAUUGGCUAGAUUAACGCGUCUAUCUGAAGAAGUGACUACAAUGGAGACUAGUUUGGUUCAAGGUGUACUGGCUCCGAUACCAGAACAAAAGGUGGAGGACUGUUGUCAUCUGCUUAAUGCAAGCGUUCAUAAUGGGACCGAAUCAGCUAGACAGUUGGAGUCUGUCAUAAAUGCGUUGGCCAACAUGGAUUCGGCUACAUUAAGUCAACCUGAGUUGGCCGGUCAAUCAGCUGAUCUUUUGGCUUCAGCUAUCGCUGGACUUGUACAGGCUACCCGUGGUAUCAUAGCCGAUCAAAAUGGUCUUGUUGUCGGUGGCACGGCUUCGAGCUCACCACAUGUUUCCAGUUCCGCUGCGGAAUCAACACGUAGAGCUGUUGUUCAAGAUGCUCGACAAGCUGUCCAACUAUCAUAUGAACUAGUUAGAGCUGCAAAAGACACACAAAUUGCAUGUGAUUCAAAUCAACCAGCCAAUGCAGCAACAGUUCAUAGUCAUAGUCAGCAACUAACUUCACAACUUAUUGAAACAUUAACCCGGUGUCUACGUGGUUUACCUGGACAUCGUGAAAUCAGUGAAGCCACUCAUUUAAUUGAACAGAAACGUUCUCAGUUAAUUCAGUUUUCCCAACCGAAUCAAACUAGAUUAACAGCACGAUUUGUCGAACCAAAUGAAUAUCAAAAAAGGCAAACAGAUUUAACUCAAGCGGCAGUAGAAUUCAACCAAGCUACAGGGGACUUAUUGUCUUCAUAUUCACCUGGAACAUUUCGGCGAACAACCCGUCGUUUUACCGGUGCUUAUGAUCAUUUAACAGAUAAAGGUAUUGAAUUGUCUGCAUGCAAUGAAAUUUCAUCUGCUAAUCAACAAGCUGAGCCUGUUGUCAACUCUGAUCUGUUGAAUGGGCUCAUCAAUGUUUCAGACCAAAGUUAUAUUUUAAUGAAUGAAGCUAGUCGAGUUUGUGCUCAACCUGAAGCAGAGAAUUUAAGAGGGAAAUUUCAAUCAGCAGCUCGAGAUGUUACAGAGAGUAUAAGUCAAUUGCUGACAAUUUGCACGUCGGGCGUUAGUGUUGAUCAACGAGAAUGCGAAGCAGCACUCAGACGCCUGGAAACACUUCGUCCAUUAUUGCAAAAUCCCAACAGACCACUGAAUCAACAUAGUUAUUAUGACUGUGUAGAUGCUGUCGCUAAAAGUUUAGAGCCAUUAGCUGAAAGUUUAAGAUCCAUGUCCACAUCAGCUCGUGAACAAAGGCCUAAUGAAUUCAGUUCAGCUGUACGCCAAUGCGCCAAUUCUGUUUGUCAAUUAGUUGAAGAAACUGCUCAGGCUGCAUAUUUAAUUGGAUCAGCUGAUCGUAAUGACAGUAGAAGAGAAGGUGGCACUGGUGGUAUUGCUCCCGCAUCCGGUUCAUUAGUAGACUUGGAUUUAUUUAUUCAAAGUCAAACAGAAAUACAAAAUGCGUGUGAUGCUAUAUGUGAACCAAGUGUGAAUAAUCGUCAAGUGAUUGCUUUAUCAACUGAAAUGGCGCGUAGCGCCAAAAUUCUAUGUGAAGCUUGCAGUCAAGUCUCAAAUCAAACUACUAAUAUAGACGCUCGGCAACGUCUAAACAAUCUAACUAAACAGACUAUGCAAUCAAUUACAUCGCUUAUUCAACAUCGAGGUAGCACUGUGGCUACCGAUGUCAACGGUGAAUGGUCUGAAUGUAAUCGUCAGCAGACAUGGGCGAAUGCACAAGGUGUCAGUGCUAAUGUGGCCAACUUGGUAAAGCUCAUAACAACUGAACCACAAUUUUCUGAUCUAAUAAUCUCACACAAACAACUUACCAAUGCAACUAAAGAAGCUCAACGUCCGGUCUGUGUUGCUGGUCUUGAAAGUUUGAAUGCCACACAGACUGUGUUACGCGCCGCUCAAAAUUUGGUAACCACAUCGAGAAUGGGAUCAUCAGAGAAUAGUUUUAUUGCCUUUUCAACGGCUAGUAAAGAUCUUUCUAAUAGUAUUAAAGUAUUAGCCACUGCUAUGCGUGAAAAUGCUCCUGGCCAACGUGAAUGUCAGCGCGUUUCUAAUAAUAUCAGAAAGUUACUCCAUGAAUUACAAGAUGCACGUAUUGCUAGCAUGGAGAAUCGACUGCCACCAAGACGUGAAUUGAAUGAAGAAGGCUUUCAAAGACAACUAGCGACGAGUGUUCGUGCCUUAUUGGAUUCAGCACCGGCUGUAGGGCGUGCAGCUUCCUCUGAAGCAGAACAACUUGGUCGCACUAUACUUGCAUGGGAUUCUUAUCUUCCUGGUCUAGUUUCUGGUUCCAUAGCGGCUGCAUCACGUUCUCCUUUGCCUAGUACACAGUUGGUUUACUUGGAUCAUGCAUCCACUGUUUUGGAGGCUGCUAGUCAACUGAUUACUGUUGCUAAAGAUUCUGGUGGCAAUCCAAGAGCCGUACAUCUUCAUGAUAGCUUGAAUGAAUCCGUCCGUGGUUUAGUGGUUUCUUGUGAAGAAUUUUUAACCAUCCUAGACGAUGUUGCUUCUCGCCAAGGACAUGUCAGUACUCUAAUAGACACUCUGAAUCGUGCUCAAGCUCAGGCUGAAGAAAUAAUCCAAGUUCCUGUGGAUGCACGCUUUUCUGACUAUCAAACACGUAUGCUAAGAAUAGCUCGACAUAUGGACCGACUGAAUCAAGCUAUUCAGUUGCGUGCAAGACAGCCUGCGUCAGAUGGGGAAAUCGCACCGCUGGCGCAUAAUUUAACACAGGAAUAUCAAGAAAUGUGUCAAACGUGUAAAGGUGCCGCUGCUACUUUACCUGAUGUAAAUCAAGCAGAUCAAUUAAGAUCAGCUGUUCGAGGUGUAGGCACUGCGUGUAUAAGUUUGGUGCAAGCUACAUCUGCCAAUCGUUCAUAUUAUACAGAUUCAUAUGGAUCGGGGACAGGUCAGCAGUUAAUGUUGAGUCGUAAUAAAAGUAUUGCUGAAUUGGAUAAACGAGCUGAAUUCUUAGAUGCAAAAUUACGUAACUUGAUCAGUCUACUAGAAACACAUGGUCCAGGUACACAAGCUUGUCUACAGUCUGCCAGUACAGUGAGCGGAAUCAUCUCCGAUUUGGAUACAACUAUUCUUUUUGCUAGUUCAGGAACUCUGCAUCCACCUAUUCGUGAUGAUGUUGAUGCAUUAUGGGCUGAUGAUGAAUAUGGUCAAUCAAGACUAGUUGAUCGAAAUCAUCCUGGUUAUUUGGCAUUAUCAAAUAUUACAGAUGGGACUGGUUUACCAAGUCGUGCAGGAAGUAAACCAGAAAUGCAUAAUUCAGAGAAUUUCACUCCUCUAAGAGAAAGCAUAGCUCGUACUGCACGUGCUCUUGUUGAUGAUACUCAAUCAUUGGUUAGCGGAACUGGUGAAGAUCAAGCACGACUAGCUACCACAGCGCAUAUUGCAGUUGAACGUAUUACACAACUUGCUGAUGUCGUCAAACGCGGUGCAGCAGUGAUUGGUCCAGGUCAACCAGAUACACAGGUGGAAUUAUUAACACCAUGUCGAGAUGUUGCUAUUGGACUACGUAGUUUAUUUCUUUCAGCUGGUAAAGUUCAAGGACUUUCGUCUAUCGAUCCUGUUUACGAUGAAGUUAGAUCAAACGCUCAAGUAGUCAUUUCUAACGUUGGUCAACUUCUUCAAACUCUAAAGUCAAUCGAAGAAGAUGAACGACGGGGUAUACGAUCGCUUGAACUUGCUGCUAGAUAUUGUCGUGAACAAGCAAAGCUUCUUCCAUCCUCAAAAGAUCCGGACUGUGUACUUACACCGACUAGCCUACAUAAAUCAACUGCCCAUAGUGCACAUAGCGUUUCAGCUACUAGUGCUUCUUCUAGUCUAAUUGCACGUUAUUUAGCCCCAGACGACUUAGCGCGUGCUGCUGGUGGACCUGUUCAGUCUGCAGUGUCAAAAGCAAUUUUAGCAAGCAAUACACAAACACAACGUGAUGUCAUCCACACCACCUCAGCGACUCGAGAUGCAGUAACUGAUUUAGUCACAGCUGCUAGGAGCCUACUUCGUUACUCGGAAAUCACCGCAGAGACAAAAUCAGCUUGUGCUAUAAUAACAAGGGAGUUGGCUGAGGAGUUUGCUGUCCUGUUGGAUACCCUCAAAGAUGGUUUGUGUACUUCCAAGAAGCCAGAAGUAGAGAAAGUUUCGAGUAUAGCUCGUCGUAUUGCUGACAUUUCACACAGUUUGAUUAAUUUGGUUGAUAGUCUCAGGGAGGGACCACGACUGGUUAUGUAUUUCCGCGCCAGCAGUCCUGAGUGGCGUGAUGUGGCUGAAAAGUUCAUUGGACGUCACGUGGCCUAUCAUCACCAUUACGUGUCAAAUUACGCAUUGGCUGGUUUGGAGUCGACACACAAAAGCGUUUAUAUUCGUCCCACAUGUUAUCCCUUCCAGCUGUCAUAUGAUCAAACUAGCGAGCAAUCUGCAAAUGAUGAGGCAGAGUGUCGGGUUGUGGAGGCUAUCACUCAGCUCAAUUCAUCUUUGGAAAAAUGUUCCGCGAACAAUAAAUUAGCUCAGUCUCUUCUUGUUUCGGCUAGAUCAGUAGCUGCGUCUGUUCAAAAUCUCAUCAGAACCGCUCGAACUGUUGUGUCUAUCCCACCUACUGAUGCUGUGGAUAGGGCUCGAGCAGCAGACGGCACCUCACAGAAAAGCACUAGCUCAGCUGCUCUUUGGCGUACCGAGCUUAAUAUAUCGCUUGCCACUCAACAUUUGUGUCAACUGUCCAAAUUAUGUUCAGAAACAGUUCCAUCUACAACCUCGACCGUGAUUGAUGAUACCAAUGGUGAAUUGUCGGGAAGGUUGAUUUUGUCACGUGAAAGACUUUUGGCUGCUGUUCGACAGGUGGCGACUGCAGGGGCUCAACUGCUUUUAGCAACCAAAUUGAGGAAAGAAGCACUCAUGUCUGCUGAUAUUCGAAAGCUAAAAUCUGCCGGUCAAGCUGUGAAAGAAUCUACAGAUCUCCUUGCUGAAGCGGUUCAGAGAAGCAGUGUAGCGCCAAUUAGUUCAACUCCUUCCGGUAUAACUUGGCCGAUGUACUCAAAUGAAGCAUUGUUAAAGGGUAUCCACACUAAAGCUCAAAUCCACUCACAACAAAUGGAAUUAAAAGCGCUUGAAUCUCAGCUUGCUCGUUUACAACAGGCGCAACUUUCGUGA